AUGGCAUUCAAAGACACCGGCAAGACAUUUAUGGAGCCCGAAGUGGCCAUUCACCAGAGCCGGAUCACCCUCACCAGCCACAAUGUGAAGUCACUUGGGAAAAUAAAAACUUGCGGUGAAGGUUCAAAGACUUCGGAUCGGCUCCAGAUGAGAAUCCACAAGCGCCUUAUUGAUUUCCACAGUCCUUCUGAAAUUGUUAAACAGAUUGCUUCUAUCAGCAUUGAACCAGGUGUAGAAGUUGAAGUCACCAUUGCAGAUGCCUAA
Trichosurus vulpecula (common brushtail) is the source of this 264-nucleotide messenger RNA. Its product is annotated as 40S ribosomal protein S20-like. Gene Ontology annotation, cellular component: ribosome; cytosolic small ribosomal subunit. The record is from RefSeq and is a predicted model, not a curated record. Gene Ontology annotation, biological process: translation. Gene Ontology annotation, molecular function: structural constituent of ribosome. The transcript is spliced from 2 exons. NCBI's taxonomy places the organism in Eukaryota, Metazoa, Chordata, Mammalia, Diprotodontia, Phalangeridae. Bases 1 to 264 code for a protein of 87 amino acids.